This is a messenger RNA of Uranotaenia lowii, 2553 nucleotides long. RefSeq lists its product as uncharacterized. The transcript has a single exon. NCBI's taxonomy places the organism in Eukaryota, Metazoa, Arthropoda, Insecta, Diptera, Culicidae. The record is from RefSeq and is a predicted model, not a curated record. The coding region runs from base 1 to 2553 and encodes 850 amino acids. Gene Ontology annotation, molecular function: nucleic acid binding.
AUGUCUCGAGAGGAAAAUGGCAAAAAAUCCUGUAAUGAAAGAGAGCAUUAUUCAAAAAUUGGAGACUACCAAAAGAAGGGCUAUUGCCAUCGUGCCACACCAGAAGAAUUGAAAUCGUUUGAUCCCCGACGCACGUGGUACCUACCGCUAGGAGCGGUAACUAAUCCCAAAAAACCAGAAAAGAUACGGUUGAUCUGGGACGCCGCUGCAAAAGUUGAUGGAAUAUCACUUAAUUCGAUGCUGCUUAAGGGGCCAGAUCAACUGAAUGCUCUGCCAAAUGUACUUUUCCGUUUCCGGCAAUAUCCUGUGGCCGUGUGCGCAGAUAUAAAGGAAAUGUUCCACCAAAUACGCGUUCGAAAGGAGGAUCAGUGUUCUCAGCUUUUCCUAUGGCGGGACAAUCCGGAACAAUGUCCCGAAACAUUUGUGAUGGACGUUGCAACAUUCGGGUCCACGAGCUCUCCAGCAACAGCCCAGUUUGUGAAGAACACCAACGCUCAAAGGUUUUUAGCCGAAUAUCCAGUUGCUGUUGAUAACAUCGUUUCUGGGCACUAUGUGGACGACUAUUGUACAAGUUUUGCCACUGUUGAGGAAGCGCAAAAGAUUUCGCACCAGGUGCGCGAAAUUCAUCGGCAUGGUGGAUUUGAGCUACGCAACUUUUGCUCAAAUGAUUUGAACGUUUUACGCUUCUUAGGUGAGCAAGAAAUAAACACAGUGAAGAAUCUAAAUCCUCCAAAGGAAGUAACAACCGAGCGUGUUCUUGGAAUCCUUUGGGAGUCAGAACGGGAUCAGCUUCUUUUUCCAACAACAAUGCCGCAUAGAUUGACGCAGCUGAUCGAAACAGGAAGUAAGCCCACCAAGCGCCUUAUACUGAAAUGCGUUAUGACACUUUUCGACCCAUUGGGGCUGUUAGCCUCUUACCUGGUCUUCGGGAAAAUGCUCAUCCAGGAAGUGUGGAGAAAAGGUUUUGGUUGGGACGAUGAGGUCGAUGAGGAAAUUUUCUCUCUGUGGAAAAAGUGGACUGACAUGUUGGGCCAUAUCAACAAGAUCCGGAUUCCUCGAAGUUAUUUCGAUGAGGCAGCAAAAACCGUAGAGCUGCACACCUUUGUAGACGCCAGCGAAAGCGCCUGUGCUUGUGUCUGCUACUUCCGCUUCGUGAAUUCGUUUGGGAAAGUACAGGUUGUACUGAUUGCGGCCAAGAGCAAAGUUGCCCCACUUAAACCAUGGUCCGUGCCUCGUUUGGAGCUUCAAGGCUGCUUGAUGGGCGCACGCUUAGCUCGUUUCGUCCAAGAAGGUCAUUCCUUGUGCAUCACCAAACGUACACUAUGGACCGAUUCCAGGACGGCGAUAAGUUGGAUAAAUGGAGAUCCUCGCAAAUAUACGCGGUUCGUAGCCUUUCGGCUUACCGAAAUAACGGAACUUACAAACGGGAAUGAAUGGAGAUGGGUGCCGUCCCGCCAGAACCCUGCCGACGAAGCAACGAAAUGGAGUAAGUCAUCGUCCUCAUCUUCGAAACAAAGCCUCUGGUUCACGGGUCCCGCGUUCUUGUCACUUCCUGAAGAAGAAUGGCCGGAACAAAGAGUGGCUCCAGAAAAUGAAACUGAUGUCGAGCUACGUAGCAGUUACUUCCAUCGUGAAAUUGUUACAGGAUGUAUUAAAAGAGAAGAACUCCAGUUAGCAGAAAAUACACUUUUAAAAAUGACUCAAUGGGAGGCGUUUCCUGAUGAAAUGGUCAUAUUGACAAAGAACCAGAAAAGCUCGCCAAAUAGUGGCUUACAAGUCGCCAAAAGCAGUAGUAUUUACAAACUUUCUCCACGAAUCGAUGCUGGUGGUCUGCUACGAAUGGACAGCAGGAUCGGAGUAGCACGCAAAGUUCCUGACGAUAUGAAAUAUCCGAUUUUACUACCCAAGAAUAACUACGUUACAUUUUUGUUAUUGUUUGAUCUACACUGCAAAUUUAAUCACGCCAAUAAUGAGACUGUAGUCAACGAAGCCAGACAACGUUUCUACAUACCAGCAUUGCGACAACAAAUCAAAUUGGUCCGAAAAAAAUGUCAAUUCUGUAAAGUCUACAAAAGCCAACCAAUAGCCCCCAGAAUGGCUCCCCUCCCUGCGGCCAGGUUGUCACCUCAAGUUCGCCCUUUUACCUACGUAGGCCUGGACUACUUCGGACCCCUUCUGGUUAAAGUUGGCAGGAACCGUGUGAAAAGGUGGGUGGCCCUGUUCACCUGCCUUACCAUAAGGGCUGUUCAUUUGGAGGUAAUUUUCAAUUUGUCUACUGAAUCCUGUAUUUUGGGAAUACGCCGUUUCAUAAGUCGCAGAGGGGCUCCUGUAGAAUUUCAUACAGAUAACGGAACUAAUUUCCAAGGUGCAGAAAGAGUGCUACGGGAACAAAUAAACGCGGGGCUCGAAACGACGUUCACCAACACAACAACAGCUUCCCGCAUAGUAAGAUACUAUACUCAGAAUCUUCAGAAUGAUUCAUCUCUGAUAACAUUUAUGGUACUGCUUCGAAUUGCGCCUUUGAUAAAUGUGCUCUUGCUAGAAAUAGCUUAA